AUGGCAAGUGAAAAAAAUAUUUUUGGUCAAACAAAUGAAUCAAACUUACAUAAGGUCAUACGCAGAGUUGAAGAAAUAUGGAAUCGUCGUUUCAUGCAUUCCAAUUGUGUUUUAAAUAAUACAAAUAAAGGACAAAUAUCAAAAAAGUCAACUAAAGAUGGAAGAAUUAUCUCAAUUAUUAAUAAAAAUAUUUAUCCUAUAAAAAAUUCCAUUAUUCCAAAAAAACGCACGUAUCGAAAAACGAAUAAAAAUGAUAAAAUUAUUCCAGAAAAAUUGAAUAUGAUGCAGCAAAGAGAAUUCGGAACACUUUUUCAGAAUGAAAAAUCUGAAAAAUAUAAAAAUGAAAUUUUAAAUUCAACAGAAAAAAAAAAUAUAGCAAUUUCAAAAGACAAUCCGCUAUUAAUAUCAGCUGAUUUGUUAGAAAAGAGUUUUCAUAAGAAAAAUUUGGAACGCAAAUCCGAAAUAAAAAAACAACUUUUUGAGAUAUCUUCUAAUACUACUGCUCGACCAAAUUUAAAAAGAAAUUCAUCCGAAGAAGAUGAAAAAGUCAUAAAAAAGCCAAAAGUUAGUUCUAAUCCUUUGACCUUAAAUACGCCGAAUGACGUAAAUUUACUUGCUCUGUCCACUAUUGAAGUAAUAAAAGUACCAGAGAAAGAAAAAGAAGUAAUGCAAGAUCAGAACACAAAAUCUCUUGAUCAGUAUAAUGCACCUUCAUUUAAAUCGCCCACAUCAUGGUAUACUUCAGACACAAUUAAUGAGUACAUUAAAAUGAUAGUAAAACGGUCAGAAGGUGAAGUUUAUGCAGUUGUCACUGAUUUUAUUGUAGCGUAUCUUCGAGGAGGUUAUCCAGCUGUAAGAAGAUGGAUAAAAAAAGAUAUUCACACAAUAAAAUUACUUUUUGUGCCCAUGAAUGUAUAUGAGAGUCAUUGGAUAUUGACAGUGGUUAAUAUACCUGAAAAGACUGUGACAUCAUAUGAUAGUCUUAAGUCGUAUAAGGGUCCUUAUCCAAUGACAUUAAAAAAUUUCUUAAUUGAAUGGGAGAUGGAUAAAAAAGGAAAAGCUUCUACAUAGACAUUACAAAUAGGCGAGACAUCUCGCCAAACCAAUGGACAUGAUUGUGGGCCAUUUACUGUUGAGCUGGCAGAAAAAAUGUCUCGAGGAGAUACAACACCAAUAAAUGCAAAUUUUAUGCCUUUUAUAAGAUUAAGACACAAAAAUGAAAUUAUUGCUGGCGAGCUAUUCUAUUAAUAUUUUUU
Messenger RNA from Daktulosphaira vitifoliae (grape phylloxera), 1256 nucleotides. Its product is annotated as sentrin-specific protease 1-like. Bases 1 to 1071 code for a protein of 356 amino acids. The transcript is spliced from 6 exons. Gene Ontology annotation, molecular function: deSUMOylase activity. Gene Ontology annotation, cellular component: nucleus. Gene Ontology annotation, biological process: protein desumoylation. NCBI's taxonomy places the organism in Eukaryota, Metazoa, Arthropoda, Insecta, Hemiptera, Phylloxeridae. The record is from RefSeq and is a predicted model, not a curated record.